AGGUUUGCUUGAAAAUUUCUCCCUGUUUCUCAUUGUGUUGAUUGCAGCGGAUAACACGGGAUCCCCCUGCACUAAGGGGUUGAGGUGCUGGAAUGUUAAGAGGAAUUUCUCUUUGCCAGCUCCACAAAUUGACCUUAAAAUCGCGAACAUUGCAGAAUGAACAUGGGGAUGUGUGCGUGCUUUCCGAUGUAGAUGUCUUUCAGACUGCCCAAAGUUUAGAGGAAAAAAUCGCUUCCCGCUUCUUAGCAGUUCUCCCUGACCCAAUAACACUUGUGAAUGCGACCAAUGCAAAUCGAAGGAGAUAAAACUUAACAACUGUAACAUUAAGAUUUGGAAUUUGUCAAAUCGCUCAAUACUUGGACGGGGAGACAAGUUUCAGCAAAAAAGAAUUAAAUAUCAAAUUAUAUUAAAUGGUUUGAAAUCUCAAGCACCGCAUCUCAGGGGAGCGUGAGAAAUAUACUUACCUGCUGAAAGUUCCAGUACUGUGUUGAACGAUGACCAACUGUUCUAUCGACCACAGUAUCCACCAAAUCCUGUUUCCCACGGUCUACAUUGCUGUCUUCAUCAUCGGCCUCCCGACUAAUCUCCUGUCCCUGUAUCACAGCUACCUGCAGAUCAGACAGAGGAACGAGCUGGGAGUCUAUCUCUGUAAUCUGACCAUCUCAGACCUGUUGUAUCUCAUUUCCUUGCCCUUCUGGGUUCAGUAUAUGCUGCAGCACAAUGACUGGGUCCACUCCCGGGCACUCUGCAUACUCAGUGGUCUGCUCCUCUACCAGAAUAUCUACAUCAGCAUUGGCUUCCUCUGCUUCAUCUCCAUUAAUCGCUUCCUCGCUGUGGCCUACCCUCUGAGAUUUCAAUUCUUCCACUCCAGGAAGGCUGCAGUGUACAUCAGUGUUCUCAUCUGGAUCAAGGAGAUUCCUGCUUGUGGCUUUUACAUACACUCCCAGGUUCUCAGUAAAGACAAUGAGAAUGACACCUUGUGUUUCGAACAUUAUCCUAUGCAGUCGGAGGACAGAUAUUUAAAUAUUCACAAGCUCUCUAUUGGAUUCUUCCUCCCUUUGAUUUUAUUCAUUUACGCUUACUAUAAAGUGCUGACAGUUGUCCAUAAGGUCCGAGGGCUUCAAGGAGAGAGGAAAUUAAGAAUAAAAAAAUUGGUUUCUGCAUCCAUCAUCAUUUUCCUGGUUUGCUUUGCUCCUUAUCACAUUCUCCUGAUGAUUCGAACAAUAUUCGAGUAUGAAUGUAAAUUUGCUGACAAUGUUUUUGAGCUUUACCAUUUUGGAGUUCUGCUGAUGAGUUUAAACUGUGUGGCUGAUCCCAUCUUGUACUGCUUUAUAUCUCAGAAUUCACACGGCUGGUUAACCAGGUUCCUGGAUCCUGUUACAAAUCUCAUUCCUUGCAGAACGAGAAAACAAACUGAAUAUGAAAUGCCCAGUUUGAAAUAAUUCCGGGCCUGUCCUCAAGCUCGUUUUUCUUUACCAUUCUCCCUUCCCAAGCCACUUGACUGCAGCUUUAUCAAACAAAAUUUGACACCAAGUCACAGAAGGAGAUAUUAUUGGCCCAGACUUUGGGAUAGAAAUAUCAGUGAGGCUGCUAAUUUGCUAUUGUCCGUUUUGUGUUCUCCCAAAACAUUUUCACUCCUCCCUUGCUACCUGAUCCCAAGAUCAUUCCAUUGUCAAUCCUGAGGUGUUUGGCAUGAAAUUAUUGAAACAUUUAAAUCCUGGUUGGACUCCCCUCAAUAUUAAUGUCACUGCUACACAUACUGAGAUAGACAAGGUGUUGGGGAGUCAAACAAUGGUACAACACUGAGUAUGACGUUCCCUAUUCUGACAGCUGGAGCGACUGACCCCUCUCUGAUAAAGUCCAACCACACAAUCCUUCAGCGAGGUUUAGCUUCAGUCUAGCCAGUGAGUACAUUGUGUGCAUUGAGACAAACUCCCACUCUGAAAAGUGUUGGGAACUUGACAGCAUUUACCAGCAGAAUUUAUCUACUCAGGGCUGAGGUUCUAAACAGCUUCGACAGUUUUGUGACUUUCCAAUCCAUCUUUUAGUUUUCCUGCCACAUAUUUCAUUCAGUGUCAGGAGUUGCGAAAGACUCUGUUCUGUCUCCUGUGUGUUCACAAACCUCAGCAUCGAACUGAGAUGAUCAGAAAUUAUGGACAGGGCAGAAUCUGACCUCGUUACUCUUUGGAUAACUGAACAAACUUACUUGCACCAAGCUUACUUUAAACAAGGAAACAAAGAAAGAGAUUACAUUUCUAAAGCACCUAUUACAACCUCAGGAUGUGCCAAAGUUCUUUAUAGCUGAUCAAGUACUUUUGAAGUGUAGUUACUGCCGUACUCUAGGAAACAUGGCUGCCAAUAUGGGCACAGCAAGCUUUACAAACAGCAAUAUGAUCCAUACAAAUAAUAACAAAUAAUAACAUAUAAUCACACAAUAAUCACACAAUACUGUGAUAAUGAAGCAGCUUUAUCCCUUCCCACACUGUCAUCAAAUACAAAGAUGAGUAUAGAUGUUUUAUCACCUUCCUGGCCUCAUCACUUUCGCUCUAAUUCUCCUCCAGCUCUACAACCCUCCCCGAUAUCUGAGCUCCUCCAAUUCUGGCCUCUAUGAGCAUCUCUGAUUUCUGUUAAUCCAGCAUUCACUGCUCUGCCUUCAGCUUCCUGGAGCCUGAACUUUGACAUUCCUUCGCUACCUGUCUUCCUCAUGAAAGAGAUACCUUAAAACUUACCACUUGAUCUUAUUUUUUGCUCACCUGUCCUAAUCUCUCCUUACGCAGCUUGGUGUCAAAUGUUGUUUGAUAAUCACUCUUGUGAAAUGCCUUGUGUCGGACAUAAAAGGAACCUUUAAACAAACUGACUACAGAAGCUUGACCAUUUUAACCAGCAUGCAUUAAAAACUGAAGAGUAGUAAGGGGACAAAUGCUUCUUCUCAGCCUGCUUAAAAAUAAACCUGCUGAACCGUGAAACUAAAUAAUGCUAUCGGGAAGAAGAGAUAGUGACGGUGAAGAGAGACAUUGGAAUGUGGAUCAAUCAGGGAUAGACCUUGGAGAUGGUCUGAGUGUGCUGUUGACCACAUCUAUGAACAGAUUUAUCUGGAUUGCAAGGGGCUUCAUGUGAUGGGAAAGUUACUGAAAGAUAGUUAGAGAUAGACAGACAAAUUUGGGGUGUGUUCAAACCAUAUGGUUUCAACAAAGAGCUCAUCAUAUGAUUGGACAUUGUCUUUUCAGCAGAAGGUUCAUAGGGCAAUAUGACUGUCAGUGAGACAACUCGGGUCUACCUUUAAAAAUGGGUGUAAGAGAUUAGAAACUUUGUUUUUUGUUUUUGUUUUCAAAAAAUAAACUUUUUUCAUAAAAUGUAUUGAGAUAAAUUAAAUAACAGUUCCAAUUUGAUGUUACAUAAAGUGCAAUACUGUUUAAUUUCUUUGAAUGCUGUAUGUGGCACUCCAAGUUACUUCAAUAUAUCAAUACAUUUUCAAACAGCUUAGAUUUACAAUUCUCAUUUCAUGUCAAACAUUCCUGGGUACGUUGUUCGGAGAUAAGCAUUAAAUGACAGAAUAGAAAAUGGUGUGAGGGAAAAUGAACAAAUACUGUACUUUAUGUGAUGGGGAAAUUACUGAAAGAUAGUUAGAGAUAGACAGACAAAUUUGGGGUGGGUUCAAACCCUAUGGUCUCAACAAAGAGCUCAUCAUAUGGUUGGACGUUGUGUUUUAAGCAGAAAUUCAUAGGGCAGUAUAGCUCUGUCAGUGAGACAACUCAGGUCUACCUCUAAAACUGGGUGUAAGAGAUUAGAAACAUCAGAGACCUUUCCUGCAGCCAACAGGAAGAUUCCUGACAUUGGGAUGGAAGCAGACCUGCAAUCAACAUGAGCUACCCACUUUAGGGUGAUUGUAUAGCUAGUACUGAUGACAUAUUUGAGCAUCCUGGUGCUAUAUAUUUUAGAAGUAUUAACUUGCUGGGAGUAGAAUAACAAAGCAGAUUUGAAAUUUCAUUAAUUUCCAUUUGCCUCAUCUGUUUUGAAUCUGUAAUUGUGCAUACAAAUAAGAAUACUCUAUUAAAUAGAACAAUGUUUUGACUAA
This is a messenger RNA of Carcharodon carcharias (great white shark), 4075 nucleotides long. Its product is annotated as ovarian cancer G-protein coupled receptor 1-like. The transcript has 2 exons. Bases 495 to 1442 code for a protein of 315 amino acids. Gene Ontology annotation, biological process: cellular response to pH; G protein-coupled receptor signaling pathway. Gene Ontology annotation, molecular function: G protein-coupled receptor activity. The record is from RefSeq and is a predicted model, not a curated record. Gene Ontology annotation, cellular component: membrane. Lineage: Eukaryota; Metazoa; Chordata; Chondrichthyes; Lamniformes; Lamnidae.